GUUGACGGAUCGUAUUGUUUCCAAGUUUUAUUUCGAUUGUUGACGUGUGUGAGGUGCAAGUGUUAUUGGAAAUGUAAAAUUUGAGUCGUUCCUCAAAAUUAGUUUUGAGAAAAAGCAGGGUGCGAUAGUAAUGAGUUCGCAGAAUGAAUAAAGAGAGGUUUAUUAUCGGGUAGUCGUUGCAUAGUUAUCGCGUAGUUUGGGCAGCUUGUUUGCAUAUAAAGUAGGACAGUUUUAGACGAAGGUGAACGUAUGACUAUGCAAAUGGAAAGAAGGCGCUUGACACGAGGUUUCAAUUACAAUUACGAUCUUAAUUCGCCUGAGUGUUCCGGUGUUGUGCGCAGUUAAUAUAUUUGAAGGUUAUGUUCUUGUCCGGAGUUCAAGGAAACGGAGGAAACGCAAGCUAAGGAGAUGAGCUGGUUACGAGGAAGUCCUCUUGGAACGAACUUUGGCAAGCAGAGAUCCAGGGAUUCGCCUCCCAAAGAUGCUGACCCCACAGCUUGUUAUGACAGUUUUAGAAAACACUGGCAGCAAAGUUACGAGAUCAUUUCGAAUACACAGCCUCCGAAGGGCCUUCCGAAACAGGAUGAUGUUCUUGGGGUCGUGAAUCAUGUUGAUCAAAUGGUAACUUUGCUCUUGCUGGAACUUCGGAAUUGUGGAGUUCCUAAUCACCGGAACACAGCAUCUCCCACACAUUCUCCAUGUUUAGAACACUUACUCAGUGAGAAUCUUCUUGAUAAGCUCUACGAAUGGAGCAUUCACACCGGGAGGUUUAACAAUGCAGUUCGUUUGGAACAAUUGAAGUUGUACCAGCUCCUUGUUUCUUAUAACAGCGCCCUUUUGGCCCACGAGCCAGUAACUAGACCUUUAUUACGAUUACUAGGACAAUGUGCCAACGAUAUUUUGCCCUUCGAAGUGGAAAAAAAACUUGUGAUUUUAUUAAAUCAACUCUGUGUUGCUCUUAUGCAAAAUCUCGCGCUUUUGGAUCUUUUCUUUCACCCCUCCGCCACUGGCAAAAACAAGUUCAUAAUUUUCACACUUUUGAUUCCACACAUUCAUCGAGAAGGAGGUGUUGGACAACAAGCUCGAGAUUCAAUGCUACUUUGUAUGUCGCUUUCGAAAAAGAACGAUGAAGUCGGAAAUUAUAUUGCGGAUCCAUCCACUGGAGUCUGUCCUGUAUUAGCCACGGGGUUGAACGCGCUUUAUUCAGCCUUGCCUCGAAAAUUGGACAUCGAAACCGACGACUGGCAUCGGUUAACCCCAGACGACAUCAAUGAUAUGCCAGCUCUCACACAAUUAAUGAAUUCCCUCGAAUUUUGUAAUGCCGUCGCCCAAGUCGCUCAUCCCCUUGUUCAAAAGCAACUACUAGAUUUUUUGUACAACGGCUUCUUGGUACCGGUGAUGGGACCAGCAUUGUUACAGGAUUCUCUUGACUUGACUCUAGAUCAGCUUGAUGCACCGCAAAACAGGUCCACUGUAGAGGAGCUAGUCGCAGCAACUGCUUACUUCGAUUUAUUUCUUCGAUCAGUUACCGAGCCUGGCUUGCUGCGUUCGUUAGUCAGAUUUUUAUUGGAGGACAAUUACGACGAAUGUCGCAUUCUGGACAGCUUGAUCCAAAGAAUAUCGUCUAAAUCGCGGCUCUGCAUAGUAACCCUCGCCCUCUUCGAGACCCUAGUUGACCUGAACUGUGAGGACGUGAUGCUAGAACUUUGUUUGGGUGCUCUGAGUCCUUGCACCCAUGUGAUGCUUUCACAACGUCGGAGGUUACGAGACAUCGACCCUUUUGGUCGGGGAGCCGAAAAAUUUCUCACCCUCGCACCAAAAUGCUGUUUGUCCUUCUCCGUCAUCUCCGCACCGCCAAAUUCCUUGCCACCAGUGCCUGCCUCAGUCCGGAGGAAAAGCUCCUCGACCACCGACAGCACCAAGUCCCUCCCCGUACCAAAUAACUACAGCUGUCGAACGACAGAAAGCCUUUAUGGGAAUUAUCAUGCCUAUCUUUGUGACGCCAGGCAAAAGAUUGCCUCUUGCCAAAUAGCCUGCUCGACCUGGUCCAGUCAGUACGAUGGCGAACCAACCAAAGACAGCAACACAAGCAGUGCGACAACUCUAGCCGAGGAAAAUUUUAACGAUCAGAGCUUGAACAGGCGAGAUAGCAGUGGAUUAAAUGACGAGGCUAUUGAAAAUUUAAUUCUGAGUGAAGACGUUCCGGACUCUUCGCAAAUGCAGAAUAUUUUUGAUAAUAUUCAAUCGCUCCUGGAAGUGAGUGGAGAAAGUGGGGAUACUUUGAAGAUUGAUUCGGCGACGAAUAGUGUCUCGAGAGUAGAAAAUCAGGAGAAGUUAGAUGCUGAUAUUGCGGAGCUGCUGAAUGAAGAAAUCGGAGGUGGGGAAACCUUUGGCGAAACUUUGAUUAUGGACAAAAAAGGUUCAGACAGUGGUAUCGACGAAUCAAAUACGGCAAUGAAUUCGCUUUUAUCGAUUGGAGAGAGCAGCGGAUAUGAGAGUUUCGCAUUUAAAGGAUCUUCUGAAUCAACACCUGAUAGCGAACUCAACGAGGAUCGAAUAAGCGAACACGAAGAAACGAUUAUGGAAUCUGGUAGUGAACCCAGUAUCCAAUUACAUGGUUUAACGGAAGCGAACGAAGCUGGCUCUUCGAGUCGGGAGACUUUGAGUAAGGAAAACACUUUUCGUCGAGUCGUUUUAAACGGACAACCAAGCGUGGGCAUUUUCCUGGAUGUUGUUUUAAGAAAAUUGGAGUGUAUGAUGACUAACAACGUUUAUGUGAAUUUGCAUCUGACGGGUCUUAUCAGCAGGCUCGCGAUUUAUCCCCAGCCUUUACUACAGUCGUUUCUUCUGAAUCAUUCACUUGUUUUUCAGCCGAGUAUCAAAUACCUGUUUCAGGUGCUGGCUUGUCUUAAACAGAAGAUCGAUAAUUUUUUAUCGAAACAUGACGAUGUCGAUUCACUCGUGGAACAAGCCAGGGCAUUUUUGAUUGGACGAGAAGAUAAAUUGGUGAAUGCGAGAAAAAAUGCAUUGGAGGCGGCAGCUCGAUCUUCUUCAACUGAACGGAGAAAUUCCACGAAUAGCGAACCAUUUACGAGAGGCGAGCCAAAAAGAAGAAGUUUGACUUCUUCACUAUCGCAAAUGUUUAGAAGAUCGAGUGGAAGUUCGCCUUUUGGCAGUUUAACCAGCCCCCCUUCCAGUAUUUCCGAAGAAUACAUGGAAAUUGUUCCCGACGGUUCUGGAUACAGAUAUUACACGAAAACAUCGUGGGAGUCUCUAAGCGAAAUCACCCCGGUUCAAAAUGUAGUUCUCUGUGCCGUCGUUCUCGAUGAAUGGCUGAAGGAAUUAGCAGCGAUUACCCAGGAACACGCGAUCGUUUCCCUCACCAGCUGUCCAGAUUUGAAAAUCUAGCCUCUUCAAUUUCAAAGGAAAAUGUGACACAAAUUAAAUAUAGGACCUGAAUUAAAAAUUGAAGUGAAGAAAGUAGCAUAAGGAUCGAACCCUCGACAGGGUCGUAGCUUAUCUCAAUUUGUGAUAAGGGCACUCGAAUGCCCAACCAAAAGUAUUCACACCAGUCUUACGUGCAAUGAUACUGCGAUUCCGAUUUUUCUUUUAAAUCCACGCAAACUACUCGUUAUGUCGCAAGCCUCCAGUAAACGCAGUCUCUUACAGUUUAAGAAAUCUAUAUUAAUUUAUACUAGCUGCGUUUAUUAAUGCUUCCAUGCUUGGGAUUUAACGAGCCAUUUUCCCCAGCAAUGGCAGCUUUUUUUAUCCUUGAAUAUUCUAUUAUUCAGAAUUUAAAGAUGAUAUUUUUUAAGUCAUUGUUUGAAAGAAAGGCGUUACUUUUAUCGGCUUUACCGUUUUUUUUUUCAUUUUUACAGUAUUUUUCGGUUACGGUAUAUAUUUAAUCAAUGAUUUUUAUUAAGAAAGUCAUUCUGAAACUUAUUACUAGAGAGCGGAUUAGCUUCACUGUGAAGUUAGCUGACGAGCGUUGCUCGAAUUGAAAGCGUUUGACAUUAAAAAAUAUAUAUGGCAUGAUUUCGAAUUAAAAACGUUGCAAUUUAAAAUAUUUUAGACUAGUUUAGGAGAUAUUCACGUUUUUCUAAGGACAAUUUUUACGUGGGCGCCCAGAAAUGUUUUUAAUAAACUAUAUUUAGAAUGGAGUGAAAAGGAAUUGAACUUGUAUCAUUUCGGAAUAAAAACGUUUAAAAUUAUGCAAUUUUAAAUUUUUUAAAUUUUAAACCGAAGCUUUUAAAAUUCAAAAUGUUUAAACUAGAUUU
This is a messenger RNA of Belonocnema kinseyi, 4277 nucleotides long. RefSeq names its product UPF0518 protein GK23746. The transcript has 12 exons. The coding region runs from base 409 to 3408 and encodes 999 amino acids. The record is from RefSeq and is a predicted model, not a curated record. NCBI's taxonomy places the organism in Eukaryota, Metazoa, Arthropoda, Insecta, Hymenoptera, Cynipidae.